This is a messenger RNA of Linum trigynum, 6015 nucleotides long. The record is from the annotation of a GenBank genome assembly. NCBI's taxonomy places the organism in Eukaryota, Viridiplantae, Streptophyta, Magnoliopsida, Malpighiales, Linaceae.
CAUUUUCUUUCAAUUUUGAAUGCUACGGAUCAGUGAUUCGACCCGAAACUAUUCUCCAUCGACGUGAAGUCUAUGGAACCUAUUCUCCGCCUACGAUUAAGUCCAUUAGGCAACAAUUUGGGGGAAAUACUUUUAGGAUGAUAUUUUCGUAAAUUUUAGGGCGAUUUUUUUUUUCAAAGGUCCAUUUUACUUGGAUUUUGAAAGCUACAAAUCACAGAUUCGGCCUAAGAUUAUUCUUCAAGGAUGAUUAAGUCAAUUAAGCACCGAUUUGGGCAAAUUUAUUCCAGGUCAAUUUUUGUCAGAUUUCAAAGGGGUAUUAUCACAGAUUUCGAGUAAUUUUCCUGAAAUGACAUUUUCUUUAAAUUUUGAAGGCUACGGAUCACGGAUCGGGCCAGAGGUUAUUCUCCAUCGGUGGUGAAGUCUAUGGAUCCUGUUCUUCAUCGACGAUUAAGUUCAUUAAGCAACAAUUUGGGGAAUUACUUUUAGGAUGACAUUUACGUAAUUUUUUGUGCGAUUUUUUUUCGAAGGACAAUUUACUUGGAUUUUGAAGACUUUAGAUCGCAGAUUCGGGCCUAGACUAUUUUUCAAGUAUGAUUAAGUCGAUUAAGCACCGAUUUGGAAAGAUUUAUUCCGUGUCAAUUUUUGUCAGAUUCCAAAGGGGUACCAUCACAGAUUUCGGCCAAUUUUCCCGAAAUGCCAUUUUAUUUUGAUUUUGAAAUCUACGGAUCAUGGAUUCUACCAUGGGCUAUUCUCGACUGAUGGCGAAAUCUGUGGAUCCUGUUCUCCACCGACGAUUAAGUCCAUUAAGAAUCAUUUUGAGGGAAUUACUUUUUGAAUGACAUUUUCAUAAUUUUUUGGACGAUUUUUUUUUCUUCUAAAGGUCAUUUUAUUUGGAUUUUAAAGGCUACAGAUCACAUAUUCGGCCUGAGACUGUUCUUCAAGGAUGAUUAAGUCCAUUAAGCACCCAUUUGGGUAGAUUUAUUCCGGGUCAAUUUUUGUCAGAUUCCAAAGGGGUACCAUCACAGAUUUCAGGCGAUUUUAUCGAAAUGCCAUUUUCUUUCGAUUUUGAGUGCUAUGGAUCAGUGAUUCAGCUCGAGGCUAUUCUCCAUCGAUAGUGAAGUCUAUGGAACCUAUUCUCCGCCUACGAUUAAGUCCAUUAGGCAACAAUUUGGGGGAAAUACUUUUAGGAUGAUAUUUUCGUAAAUUUUAGGGCGAUUUUUUUUUUCAAAGGUCCAUUUUACUUGGAUUUUGAAAGCUACAAAUCACAGAUUCGGCCUAAGAUUAUUCUUCAAGGAUGAUUAAGUCAAUUAAGCACCGAUUUGGGCAAAUUUAUUCCAGGUCAAUUUUUGUCAGAUUUCAAAGGGGUAUUAUCACAGAUUUCGAGUAAUUUUCCUGAAAUGACAUUUUCUUUAAAUUUUGAAGGCUACGGAUCACGGAUCGGGCCAGAGGUUAUUCUCCAUCGGUGGUGAAGUCUAUGGAUCCUGUUCUUCAUCGACGAUUAAGUUCAUUAAGCAACAAUUUGGGGAAUUACUUUUAGGAUGACAUUUACGUAAUUUUUUGUGCUAUUUUUUUUCGAAGGACAAUUUUACUUGGAUUUUGAAGACUUUAGAUCGCAGAUUCGGGCCUAGACUAUUUUUCAAGUAUGAUUUAGUCGAUUAAGCACCGAUUUGGAAAGAUUUAUUCCGUGUCAAUUUUUGUCAGAUUCCAAAGGGGUACCAUCACAGAUUUCGGCCAAUUUUCCCGAAAUGCCAUUUUAUUUUGAUUUUGAAAUCUACGGAUCAUGGAUUCUACCAUGGGCUAUUCUCGACUGAUGGCGAAAUCUGUGGAUCCUGUUCUCCACCGACGAUUAAGUCCAUUAAGAAUCAUUUUGAGGGAAUUACUUUUUGAAUGACAUUUUCAUAAUUUUUUGGACGAUUUUUUUCUUCUUCUAAAGGUCAUUUUAUUUGGAUUUUAAAGGCUACAGAUCACAUAUUCGGCCUGAGACUGUUCUUCAAGGAUGAUUAAGUCCAUUAAUCACCCAUUUGGGUAGAUUUAUUCCGGGUCAAUUUUUGUCAGAUUCCAAAGGGGUACCAUCACAGAUUUCAGGCGAUUUUAUCGAAAUGCCAUUUUCUUUCGAUUUUGAGUGCUAUGGAUCAGUGAUUCAGCCCGAGGCUAUUCUCCAUCGAUAGUGAAGUCUAUGGAACCUAUUCUCCGCCUACGAUCAAGUCCAUUACGCAACAAUUUGGGGGAAUUACUUAUAUGAUGACAUUUCCGAAAAUUUUAGGGCGAUUUAUUUUUAAGGUCCAUUUUACUUGGAUUUUGAAGGCUACAAAUUCCAGAUUCGGCACCACCUGAGAUGCCAUUUUCUUUCGAUUUUGAAGGCUACGGAUCACAGAUUCAGCCCGAGGCUAUUCUCCACUGAUGGUGAAGUCUAUGGAUCCUGUUCUCCACCGAUGAUUAAAUCCCUUAAACAAAAAUUUGGGGGAAAUACUUUAAGAAUGACAUUUGUAAAUUUUUGGCGAUUUUUUUUUCGAAGGGCCAUUUUACUUGGAUUUUGAUGACUACAGAUCACAGAUUCGGCCUGAGACUAUUCUUCAAGGAUGAUUAAGUCCAUUAAGCUCCGAUUUGGGCGGAUUUAUUCAUAGUCAAUUUUUGCAAGAUUCCAAAGGGGUACCAUCACAGUUUUCGGGCGAUUUUCAAGAAAUGAAAAUAUCUUUUGAUUUUGAAGGCUACGGAUUCUGGAAUAGUCCCUUGUACCUACAGCACUCUCCAAAUAAAUGGUCUUGAGUCUCAAUCCUGCAAUCACAAUAAACACAAGCAGUGACCCCCUGAAAGCCCCAUCCAAUCAUUUUAUCACUUGUAGUGAUGAACUGAUUAAUUAUCAUCCAGCUAACAAACUGGUUUCGUGGUAUAAUAGGGGGUUUCCAGAUCAAUUUAAACCAAGAAAUCACAGAACUAUAAGGUCUGAGAUCUUCCCAGAUCAGUUUGGUAGAGAAUUUCUUCAGAGGCUUCCCUAUCUAGCAACCUUCACCAUCAAUAAUAGAAAGCUUUUGCCUGAUUGAGUCUCUUGUUUUGAGACUCAAUCAGACAAUUUUCAGGCAAUUUUCUCGAAAUACCAUUUUCUUUCGAUUUUAAAGUAUACUGAUCACAGAUUCUGCCUGAGGCUAUUCUCCACUGAUGAAAAGUCUAUGGAUCAUGUUGUCCACUGACGAUUAAGACAAUUAAGCAACAAUUUGGGGGAAUUACUUUUAGGAUUGCAUUUUCGUAAAUUUUUGGCCGAUUUUUAUCGAAGGGCCAUAUAACUUGGAUUUUUUAGUUUACAGAUCACAGAUUCGCCGUGAGACUAUUCUUCAAGGAUGAUUAAGUCCAUUAAGCACCGAUUUGUUUGGAUUUAUUCUGUGUCAAUUUUUGUCAGAUUCCAAAUGGGUACCAUCACAGAUUUCGGGCGCUUUCUCAAAAUGCCAUUUUCUUUCGAUUUUGAAGGCUACAGAUCACGGAUUCCGCCCGAGGCUAUUCUCCAUUGAUGGUGAAGUCUAUGGAUCCUGUUCUCCAUCGACGAUUAAGUCCAUUAAGCAACAAUUUGGGAGAAUUACUUUUAGGAUGGCAUUUUCGUAAUUUUUUGUGCAAUUUUUUUUCAAAGGGCCAUUUUACUUGGAUUUUGAAGGGUACAGAUCACAGAUUCUCCCUGAGACUGUUCUUCAAGGAUGAUUAAGUCCAUUAAGCACCCAUUUAGGCAGAUUUAUUCCGGGUCAAUUUUUGUCAGAUUCCAAAGGGGUACACCAUCACAGAUUUCAGGCGAUUUUCCCGAAAUGCCAUUUUCUUUCGAUUUUGAAGUAUAGUGAUAACGGAUUCUGCCUGAGGCUAUUCUCCACUGAUGGUGAAGUCUAUGGAUCCUGUUGUCCACCGACGAUUAAGACAAUUAAGCAACAAUUUGGGGGAAUUACUUUUAGGAUUGGAUUUUCGUAAUUUUUUGGCUGAUUUUUAUCGAAGGGCCAUUUAACUUGGAUUUUUAAGGCUACAGAUUACAUAUUCGUCGUGAGACUAUUCUUCAAGGAUGAUUAAGUCCAUUAAGAACCAUUUGCUUGGAUUUAUUCUGUGUCAAUUUUUGUCAGAUUCCAAAGGGGUACCAUCACAGAUUUCAGACGCUUUCUCGAAAUGCCAUUUUAUUUCGAUUUUGAAGGCUACAGAUCACGGAUUCCGCCCGAGGUUAUUCUCCACUGAUGUUGAUGUCUAUGGAUCCUGUUCUCCAUCGACGAUUAAGUCCAUUAAGCAACAAUUUUGGGGAAUUACUUUUAGGAUGGCAUUUUCGUAAUUUUUUUGCAAUUUUUUUCCGAAGGGCCAUUUUACUUGGAUUUUGAAGGGUACAGAUUGCAUAUUCGGCUUGAGACUGUUCUUCAAGGAUGAUUAAGUCCAUUAAGCACCCAUUUGGGCAGAUUUAUUCCGGGUCAAUUUUUGUCAUAUUCCAAAGGGGUACCAUCACAGAUUUCAGGGGAUUUUCCCGAAAUGCCAUUUUCUUUCGAUUUUGAAUGCGACGGAUCAGUGAUUCGGCCCGAGGCUAUUCUCCAUCGAUAGUGAAGUCUAUGGAACCUAUUCUCCGCCUACGAUCAAGUCCAUUAAGCAACAAUUUGGGGGAAUUACUUUUAGGAUGACAUUUUCGAAAAUUUUAGGGCAAAUUUUUUUUGAAGGUCCAUUUUACUUGGAUUUUGAAGGCUACAAACAGAUUCGGCCUAAGACUAUUCUUCAAGGAUGAUUAAGCCAAUUAAGCACCGAUUUGGGCGGAUUUAUUCCUGGUCAAUUUUUGUCAGAUUCCAAAGUGGUAUCAUCAUAGAUUUCGGGCAAUUUUUCCCGAAAUGACAUUUUCUUUCGAUUUUGAAGGCUAUGGAUCACAGAUCGGGCCAGAGGCUAUUCUCCAUCGGUGGUGAAGUCUAUGGAUCAUGUUCUCCACCGACGAUUAAGUCCAUUAAGCAACAAUUUGGAAAAUUACUUUUAGGAUGGCAUUUUCGUAAUUUUUUGGGUGAUUUUUUUUUGAAGGGCCAUUUUACUUGGAUUUUGAAAACUACAGAUCACUGAUUCGGCCUAAGACUAUUCUUCAAGGAUGAUUAAGUUCAUUAAGCACUAAUUUGGACGGAUUUAUUAGAGGUCAAUUUUUGUCAGAUUUGAAAGGGAUACCAUAAUAGAUUUCGGGCGAUUUUCCCAAAAUGACAUUUUCUUUCGAUUUUAAAGACUACGGAUCGGGCCGGAGGCUAUUCUUCACUGAUGGUGAAGUCUCUGGAUCUUGUUCCCCACCGACGAUUAACUCAAUUAAGCAAUAAUUUGGGCGAAUUACUCUUAGGAUGGCAUUUUCGUAAAUUAUUCGGCGAUUUUUUUUCCGAAUGACCUUUUUCUUGGAUUUUGAAUGCUACAGAUCACAGAUUUGGUCUGAGACUAUUCUUCAAGGAUGAUUAAGUCCAUUAAGCACCGAUUUGGGCGAAUUUAUUCUGGGUCAAUUUUUGUCAGAUUCCAAAGGGGUACCAUCACAGAUUUCGGGCGAUUUUCCCGAAAUGACAUUUUCUUGAGAUUUUGAAAGCUAUGGAUCACGGAUCGGCCAGAGGCUAUUCUCCAACGAUGGUGAUGUCUAUGGAUCCCGUUCUCCACCGACGAUUAAGUCCAUUAAAUAACAAUUUGAGGGAAUUACUUUUAGGAUGACAUUUUCAUAAUUUUUUGGGCGAUUUUUUUCGAAAGGCCAUUUUACUUGGAUUUUGAAGACUACAGAUCACAGAUUCACCCUGAGACUAUUUUUCAAGUAUGAUUAAGUCCUUUAAGCACCGAUUUGGGAAGAUUUAUUCUGUGUCAAUUUUUGCCAGAUUCCAAAGGGGUACCAUCGCAGAUUUCAACCGAUUUUCCCGAAAUGCCAUUUUAUUUUGAUUUUGAAAUCUACGGAUCACGGAUUCUACCGGAGGCUAUUCUCGACUGAUGGUGAAAUCUAUGGAUCCGGUUCUCCACCGACGAUUAAGUCCAUUAAUAAUCAUUUUGAGGGAAUAACUUUUAGAAUUACAU